GGUUAGGUGAUGGAUGACCAAAUCAAAAAUUGUACUAACCCGGAAGUGGAGGUAGACACUUCCAAUUGUACAAACACGGACGCUUACGACGUUUCCAUCGACAUUGGUUGGUUCAACGAAUGGGUCGUGUGGGAGGGUGGCAUCGCCUUCAAUUGCGUUUACUGGACACUCAUUCUCAUCCUCUUCUUCGCUCUUCUCUACCUUUUUCGUCAGAAAUUCAAGUGGCGACUCCUCACCGAGCGGCUGGACGGAUUGGAAGACCCUCCGCCGCAACUCAAACGAUCCGACAGCAGCUGGAUCGACUGGCUGACUCUCAAAAUCGACGAGGAGGCCGUCGGGAAAGAUGGCGCCACUUUUCUAUGGUUCCAAUUCCGGCUGAUUCAAGUGCAAAUUCUCAUGACGGUCCUCGGGAUCGUCUUGAUUGUGAUGCAUCACAACGGCGACAAGCUGGGCGAGUGGCCCAGCAAAACUCUGCAAUCCACGGGACUUUACAACAUUGGCGUCAACGGGGCUCACGGUGUCAUCUGCAGUGCCAUCCUCAUCACUUUGGCUUGGUUGAUGAGACAACAUGGACAGGAUCGAGGUGUCAGAUCGCUGGCCAGCCACGACGUCAACAGUUUCUCCACCGUCUGCAAUCGACGCUGGCUGAUGAUCUCUGGAAUUCCGCUGACAACCACGGCCGAUUCCCUCCUGGAAUAUUUAAUAUGCAACCUCGAUGCCAAGGGAAUCCACCAGGAACAAAUCGUGAUGGCCAAAGAUGUCAGCAAAUUAAUACCCGUCCAAAAUCAGUUGAAUUUCAUCAGAAAUAUCAAACAGAAUUUGAACGGCAGAGUCUUGAUGGGCCGUCGAUUUUGGGAUUUAAAAUCCUGGUUGAAACCAGCAAUCGGGGCCGUUUCUUAUUACAACAACAAAGAAGAAACUCUGUCCGUGAAAAAAGAUGAAAUAAUUAAUCAACUCAAAUUUACCGGAACGGUUUUUAUCCGUUUCGACAGUCCGGUCGAGGCUAAAGCCACAAAAUUUGCCAUUCGACGACACCAAUCGAAUUGGCUUUGGAAAUGUGAGGAGACCAAUCAGAACCGACAAUUCCGGCCGUCAGAGUGGGUGGUGCGAUACGCUCCUCCGGGCUCCGACAUCAACUGGAUGCAUUUAAAAAACCCGCGCCCACCUUUUUGGAAGACACUUCUAGUCUGGCUGAGAGUCCUGGCCAUUUACUCGAUUUACAUCUUCCUGAUGGCCGCGCCGGCCACCAUUGUCCAUUGGCUUCACUUGGACGGACAGGAACGAUCGAUUUUUUGGAAGAGAUUCGCUCUGCCCACUCUGGUGUCGUUAUUCACCACCAAAUUGACCAACUGGGUCACCGGGCAAGACCGGCUCAGACAUCAUUUAUCUCUAACCAAAGCCAGUCUGGCCAGUUUCCGAUCCAUUUGCUUCCUGGAAAUUCUCCUCUACAUGAUUCGGAUGAUGGCGAGGAAACCACUUCCGCUGCUGCUGGCUGGCGAGUUCAACAGCGACGACAUCCGGCUGGCGUGCGUCUUCUUUCCCGUUCACGGCAGCUUCCUGGCCUGUUGCAUCAUCGUCAACACGGCCGGCGGGAUCUUGAUGAACCACUUGCGCUUCGAUUUCCUCUGGUCUUACACGAAGAAAUGGUUCAGCUUCCGGUCGGAAGAGGAGAAAUCAACUUACAUCAUCGCCUAUAGAAUCGACUACGAUUUUGCUUCGAACUACGCCGAAUUGAUCACCAAUUUCGCCCUGACGAGUUUCUUUAUCGUCAUUUUCCCGGUGAUCAGUUUGGUGUCGUUCACCUUUUCGAUCCUCCGGUUUAUCAGCGAUCGAUCCGCUUUGACUCGCAUUUACCCCGUCGGCCGGAUCGGCCACAAUUUACACCAGGAAUCCAUCAACAUGGCCAUGAGAUUCGCCAUCGCUUCGCCGUUGGCUUUGCUGAUUUACCGGCGAAUUCAACUGGGUCACGGAGUGAAAUUACUCGAUCCUGGCAUCGUCGCUCCGUCCUGUUUGCUGAUUUUGUACGCCACUUAUUUGCUUUACGCCCACGUCAAAUCCUACGGCGUUUUGCCCACUUGGUUCUGCCGAUUGACAAAACUCCGAUCGAGAAAUGACAUUUCCAAUAUCGAAGACGACGAGGAAGAUGUGGUUGACUCGUUGAGCAACAUCCAACACGAAUACGAUCCUCUAGCCCAAAUCAGAGAACAAGAAAUGUGCGAGUUCAAUCAUUCCAGUCAUUCAUUGUUGUCGACUGCGUGCAAAGAUUCCGUUCCCGCCCAGCUAGUCGUGUGUUAAACCCUUCGGGCUAUAAAAUUGCGCAAGUUUAUUCUUCUAUUUAACUUCGUGACUGUGUCAAAUUUUACGUUUAAGAAAAGAUUCACGUAGUUCUUUGCUCAUAUUUGUUCUUCACUUCCAUAACUCGAACGAUAAACAGAGAUGACAAUCGUUAUCGCCUUACAACCCUCCAGGCUGUAUCAGCCAACUGAUAAACAAUGACGUGCACUUUUGCCUAGUAAAAUUCCUUUCCAAAAUUGUCAUUCUAUCCGUGAUUUACUACCCGCGCAGGUGUUUUAAGUUGAAGUGAUGGCCCAGGCCUCGUCCGAACCGACCCAUUUCAAAACGUUGUGCAAGAAAACUGGGACGACCUACAACAAAAAGGACGUCCUGGGCAUGGGCAGUUAUGGCAUCGUUUACCGCGGUUGCCAUCGCGACCGUCAAGUGGCCGUCAAGCGGAUCGAAUUGCAUCGGCUCCACCCGGAAGAGCGUGAAGUCAAACUGCAGAUGAAACUGGAACACGAAAAUGUUUUGAAAAUGUGGACGGUGGAGAAGGACGACGAUUUCAGGUACGUCGUUUUGGAAUUAUGCGCGGGAACUCUCGACCAAAUCUGUGAAAAGGGCAAAGUCUAUUCGGGACCCGUUCUGCCAUCUGAUCAAAGAGUUUUGUACCAAAUCGCCGACGGACUCGACUACAUCCACUCGCACAAACUGGUCCACGGCGACGUCAAACCGGCCAACGUUUUGAUUUCAACGACGGGCACAAUCAAAUUGUCCGAAUUCGGACUCUGCAAGCAAAUGCCUUCGGCGUUGGACACGUUUCCGGUGAGCGGAUUCAAAGGACCCGCCGUGUGGAUGGCGCCGGAAUUAUUAUUGCCGGACAGCCAUCAGAUUAUUAUUCCGGCCAAAGCUACUCCGCAAAGUGACAUUUUCUCUGCCGGUUGCGUGUUUUUCGUCUACGUCACGCGCGGAAAUUUCAACCAUCCGUUUGGCGACGACCACAGCGCAGUGCAAAACAACAUCCGCAAUAACCAGCCAGUCAACAUCGACAAAUUAAAUUCGGAUCACUUUGCGGCUUUUGUUAUCAAGAAUAUGAUCGAGCACGAUCCGCCGCACAGAAUACCACUGGUGGAAGUGAAGCAAAUGCUCCGACAAAUCAUAUCCCGUCAAACGCUGAGCUCUUCCGGUUCGAUCGAGGAAGUGCUGGAACAUUCGCCAUUAUCAAGGAAUAACAGCGAAGAAAUCACAGCCCGAAUUUCGCCAAUGACAAGGCGACGUAACCGGAAUCACAGUGAACGACGCAAACAAGCGGCCCAAGAAUUCAAAGACAUCCAGCUGGCCAGCUCUCCCAAAUCGGAUGCUUCUCACUUCAGUUUGACUCCGCCCAAAGGGGCCAGCAUCGGCGUGCCCUUGGAGAAUUGCCCGCGUUCUUCAAAGUACGAGAAUAUUCCGAGGAUUGUGGAACAGUGCGUCGAGAUUGUGGAAGCCCACGGUCUGGAAAAUGUGGGAGUCUACCGAGUGCCGGGCAAUUUCGCCGUCAUCAACGCCCUGACGGAAUCUUUCAACCGCGGAGAUUUCGGCGAAUCGGAUUGGCGCUGGAACGACGUCAACGCCAUCUCAUCGGUGAUGAAAUCAUUUUUCCGCAAAUUACCGGAUCCGCUGGUGACGUCUGAACUCUACGGCGCCGUGAUCGAGGCCAGCAAGCUGGAACCGGAGCAGGAGCGUUUGAAUUGCAUCAAGCGGCUGGUGGACGAUUUACCCGAUCCGCAUUACUCAACUUUGCGUUAUCUGGUUGGCCACCUGUCGCGCGUGGCCGGUAGCAGCGACGUCAAUAAAAUGAACGCUCGUAAUCUGGCCACCGUAUUUGGGCCGACUCUCGUUCGUUCCGCUGACGACAAUAUGGCCACCAUGAUGGCCGAUAUGCCGCAUCAAUGCCGUAUCGUUGAAACGCUCAUAGACAAAAUCGAUUUCUUUUUCCCAUCUCCAGGUCAUAAUCAGGUGAUUCCUACUGACGCCCAGCAGACUGAGGCCCCGCCCAAUUGAUACUUUGUACUCAAUGUGUUACGUAAAAGGCUCCUUAACCUUAAAUGAAUAACUAACUGUACAUAUCAACGAUCGAAAUGAAGAAAAAUACAAUGUCAGAAAGCAGA
Molecule: messenger RNA, 4424 nt
Organism: Daphnia pulex (common water flea)
Lineage: Eukaryota; Metazoa; Arthropoda; Branchiopoda; Diplostraca; Daphniidae
Product: rho GTPase-activating protein 21-like
Exons: 4
Coding region: 2584-4317 (577 amino acids)
Biological process (GO): signal transduction; protein phosphorylation
Molecular function (GO): protein kinase activity; ATP binding
Source: RefSeq, a predicted model, not a curated record